This is a messenger RNA of Thermothielavioides terrestris NRRL 8126, 891 nucleotides long. RefSeq lists its product as uncharacterized. Lineage: Eukaryota; Fungi; Ascomycota; Sordariomycetes; Sordariales; Chaetomiaceae. Gene Ontology annotation, molecular function: protein-containing complex binding. Gene Ontology annotation, cellular component: mitochondrion. The transcript is spliced from 2 exons. Bases 1 to 891 code for a protein of 296 amino acids. The record is from RefSeq and is a predicted model, not a curated record.
AUGUCAGCCACAAAGAGGCUAGUUGUUUUUGGAGGCAAUGGCUUCCUAGGCUCCAGGAUAUGCCGAGCCGCCGUGGCCCGUGACUGGGACGUCACAUCAGUCAGCCGCUCCGGCACUCCUCACUGGUCCUCCGUCACCUCGUCCUCCUCCCCUCCGGCCUGGUCCCACAAGGUGUCCUGGGAGCGCGGCGACAUCUUCCGGCCGGCGGAGUGGACGUCGCUGCUGCGCGGCGCCGACUACGUCGUGCACAGCCUCGGCAUCCUGCUCGAGGCCGACUACAAGGGCGUCAUCUCCGGGCGCGAGUCGCCCAUCGCCGGGCUGGCGCGGGCCUUCGACCGGACCAAGGGCGCGCACGCGCCGGCCAACCCGCUGGAGCGCGUGCGCCGCGGCGAGGCGCCCGAGCCGGGCGUCGAACCGCCCGCGAGCCCCGCGCAGCUGACGUACGAGAUGAUGAACCGCGACAGCGCGAUCCUGCUGGCGAAGGAGGCCGCGCGCGCCGGGGUCGAGGCGUUCGGGUUCGUGUCCGCCGCCGCGGGCGCGCCGGUGCUGCCGGCCCGGUAUCUGUCGACCAAGAGGGAGGCCGAGGCCGUGGUCGCCCGCGAGUUCCCACAGAUGAGGGGCGUGUUCUUCAGGCCGCCGUUUAUGUACGACCGGUCCAGGAAGGUUACGAUGGCGGUGGCGGCGGCGGCGGCUGCGGGAUCGGUGGCCAACAGGUUGACCGGAGGCGUGCUGGGCGGGUUUCUGGGCGCAGCCGUCACGAAGCCGCUCUCGGCCGAUGCGGUAGCAGAUGCCGUGGUGGAGGCGUUGGCGGAUGGGAGCGUCAAGGGGCCGGUCGAAGUGCCUCAGCUGGAGGAGCUGGCGACGAAGGCGUGGCGCAAAACCAUGCUCUGA